Messenger RNA from Suncus etruscus (white-toothed pygmy shrew), 6975 nucleotides. RefSeq names its product laminin subunit gamma 1 (gene LAMC1). The record is from RefSeq and is a predicted model, not a curated record. Gene Ontology annotation, molecular function: extracellular matrix structural constituent. Lineage: Eukaryota; Metazoa; Chordata; Mammalia; Eulipotyphla; Soricidae.
AUGCCGGGGACCCCCAGUUAUGCCCCGACAGCGGAGGCGGCCCUCCCGGCAUGCACUGCCUUGAGCCCUGGACACCACCCCAGUCCCCCAGCGCGCGCCCCCCAGGCUCCUCCCCGGACGCCCUCUGCGCCUCCUCCAGGCCCUGCUCGAGGGGCCCCUUUCCUCUCCCCAACCAAGCAAGCCACGCCCCACGUCGAGGCCACGCCCUCUCCCCAACCGGCCACGCCCACCCGCUCGCCGAGCCCCUUAUUUCCCCAAGCCACGCCCUUACCCAUGGAGACCCCGCCCACCAACAGCUCAACCACGCCCCCGAUCAGGCAUAGCCCGCCCACACACCAGGCUCCGCCCCCGCCCCGCCCGCCGCCGCGGCCUGAGGGCCGGACGCGCAGAGCUCGGCGUGCGGAGGGAGGACGGGCGGGGAGCCUGCGGCUCGGGGGGCCUGAGGCGGCGGCUCUGCUGAGCGAGAGCGGAGCGGAGGCCGGGCGCGGUCGGACUCUCGGGGCCUCCCCGCGCUCCUUCGUCCCUCCGAGGGCCUGCGGUAGGAAGCCUGCGGGGCCCGCGCGCCGCGCCCGCGUCCUUGCCUUCCUUCCCGCGCUGCCCGGAGGACUUCGGCGGCGGGCGGCCCCGGUGGGCCGAGGCGCGCACGAUGCGGGCGCGGGCUGGGGCGCGGGCCUGGCUGUGGCCGCUGCUGGCGGCGCUGGCCGUGGGGCCGCACGCGCGGGCCGCCAUGGACCGAGUGCGUGGCCGAGGGACGGCCGCCCGCAGCGCUGCAUGCAGUUCGUCAACGCCGCCUUCAACGUGUCGGUGGCGGCCACCAACACGUGCGGGAGCCCGCCGGAGGAGUACUGCGUGCAAGGACCGGGGUCACGGAGCCGUCACAAGUCGUGCCACCUGUGCGACGCGGGCCAGCCCCCACCUGGCGGCACGGCGCGCCUUCUCACCGACUACAACAACCAGGCCGACACCACCUGGUGGCAGAGCCAGACCAUGCUGGCGGGCGAGUACCCACGGCCAUCAACCUCACGCUUGCACCUGGGCAAGGCCUUUGAUAUCACCUACGUGCGCCUCAAGUUCCACACCAGCCGGCCCGAGAGCUUUGCCAUCUACAAGCGCACCCGAGAGGAUGGGCCGUGGGUGCCGUAUCAGUACUACAGCGGCUCCUGCGAGAACACCUACGGCAAGGCCAACCGUGGCUUCAUCCGCACGGGUGGGGACGAGCAGCAGGCACUGUGCACCGAUGAGUUCAGUGACAUCUCCCCGCUCACAGGCGGCAAUGUGGCUUUCUCCACCCUGGAGGGCCGGCCCAGCGCUUACAACUUUGACAACAGCCCCGUCCUGCAGGAGUGGGUGACAGCCACUGACAUCCGGGUCACUCUUAACCGCCUCAACACAUUUGGGGAUGAGGUGUUCAGCGACCCCAAAGUCCUCAAGUCCUACUACUACGCCAUCUCUGACUUCGCUGUUGGGGGAAGGUGCAAGUGUAAUGGGCAUGCCAGUGAGUGUGUGCGGGAUGGCCGGGGCCAGCUGGUGUGUGACUGCAAGCACAACACCUAUGGGCCAGACUGCGAAAAGUGUCUGCCUUUCUUCAAUGACCGCCCGUGGCGCCGGGCCACAGCCGAGAGCGCCAGCGAGUGUCUGCCCUGUGACUGCAAUGGCCGCUCCCAGGAGUGCUACUUCGACCCUGAGCUCUAUCGCUCUACCGGACACGGCGGCCACUGUACCAAUUGCCAGGGGAACACGGAUGGGGCUAAGUGUGAGCGGUGCCGAGAAAACUUCUUCCGUCUGGGAACCCACGAAGCCUGUGCCCCGUGCCAUUGUAGCGCUGUAGGUUCCCUGAGUACUCAGUGCGACAGCUAUGGCAGGUGCACCUGUAAGCCAGGAGUGAUGGGGGACAAGUGUGACCGCUGCCAGCCUGGCUACCACUCCCUCACGGAGGCAGGCUGUAGGCCUUGCGUUUGUAACCCUUCGGGCAGCAUUGAUGAGUGCAAUGUGGAAACAGGACGCUGCGUCUGCAAGGACAAUGUGGAGGGCUUCAACUGCGAGAGGUGUAAACCUGGAUUUUUCAACCUGGAGCCCUCAAACCCAAGAGGCUGUGUCCCCUGUUUCUGCUUCGGACACUCCUCAGUUUGCACCAAUGCCGUGGGCUACAGCACCUAUUCCAUUACCUCCACUUUUCGCUUAGAUGAUGAUGGGUGGCACGCUGAGCAAAGAGAUGGCUCCGAUGCUUCGCUGGACUGGUCUGCGGAGAGACAAGAUGUGUCUGUCAUCUCUGACAGCUAUUUUCCAAGAUAUUUUAUUGCGCCAGCUAAGUUCCUGGGCCAGCAGGUGCUGAGUUAUGGUCAGAACUUUUCCUUCUCCUUCCGCGUGGACCGGCCGGACACCCGCCUGUCCGCAGAGGAUGUGGUGCUUGAGGGGGCUGGCCUGAGGGUGUCUGUGCCCCUGAUCGCUCAGGGUAAUGCUUACCCCAGUGAGACCACCGUGAAGUACAUCUUCAGACUCCAUGAAGCCACUGAUUACCCCUGGAGGCCACCCGUGACCCUCUUUUCCGAAUUUCAAAAGCUUCUCAACAUUUAAACCGCUAUCAAGAUCCGUGGGACAUAUAGCGAAAGGAGUGCUGGCUAUUUGGACGAUGUCACCCUGGCUAGUGCCCGGCCUGGGCCUGGGGUCCCUGCCAACUGGGUGGAGAUGUGCACCUGCCCAGCAGGCUAUGGGGGUCAGUUCUGCGAGACAUGUCUCCCCGGCUUUCGGAGGGAGACCCCGAGUCUUGGUCCCUACAGCCCGUGUGUGCUCUGCACCUGCAAUGGGCACAGCGAGACCUGUGAUGCUGAGAGCGGCGUGUGCGACUGCACGGACAACACGGCCGGCCCCCACUGCGAGAAGUGUGCGGACGGUUACUAUGGGGAUGCCACAGCAGGCACUACAGCUGACUGCCAGCCCUGCCCAUGUCCUGGGGGCUCCAGCUGUGCUGCUGUGCCCAAGACCGGGGAGGUGGUCUGCACCAACUGCCCUAUGGGCACCACUGGGAAGCGAUGCGAGCUAUGUGACGACGGCUAUUUCGGGGACCCCCUGGGCCAGGCGGGCCCAGUGCGACUGUGCCGCCAGUGCCGCUGCAAUGGCAACAUUGAUCCCAAUGCUGUGGGCAACUGCCACCGGUUGAGUGGGGAGUGUCUCAAGUGCAUCUACAACACGGCUGGCUUCUACUGCGACCGCUGCCGCCCUGGCUUCUAUGGGGACCCCUUGGCCCCCAACCCCGCAGACAAGUGCAAAGCCUGCAGCUGUGAUCCCUUUGGAACAGCCGAGCAGCAGGGUGGCUGCAACGCAGUGACAGGCCAGUGCGAAUGUCGACCCCAUGUGACAGGCCGAGACUGUGGGGCUUGUGAGCCGGGCUUCUACAACCUGCACAGUGGCCGCGGCUGUGAGAGAUGUGACUGCCAUGCCCUGGGCUCCACCAAUGGGCAGUGUGACAUCCGCACGGGUCAGUGUGAGUGCCAGCCAGGUGUCACUGGCCAGCACUGUGAGCGCUGUGAGCGGAACCACUUUGGAUUCGGGCCCGAAGGCUGCAAACCCUGUGACUGCCACCCCGAGGGCUCACUGUCCCUGCAGUGCAAGGAUGAUGGGCGUUGCCAGUGCCGAGAAGGCUUUGUUGGCAGCCGCUGCGACCAAUGUGAGGAGAACUACUUCUACAACCGCUCAUGGCCUGGCUGCCAGGAGUGUCCCGCCUGCUACCGCUUGGUCAGAGAUAAGGUGGCUGAGCACCGCGCGAAGCUCCGGGAGCUGGAGGAUCUUGUCGCCAACCUGGGUACUGGCGACGAGAAGGUGACAGACCAGGCCUUUGAAGACAGGCUCAAGCAGGCUGAAAGGGAGGUCAUGGACUUGCUGCGAGAGGCCCAAGAUGUCAAAGAUGUGGACCAGAACCUUCUGGAUCGCCUGCAGAGGGUCAAUAGCACCCUGACCAGCCAGAUUGGCCGCCUGCAGAACAUCCGGCGCACAGUGACUGAGACUCAGGAACUGGCUGAGCAGGCGCGUGUGCGUGUGGAGAGCACCCAGCAGCUCAUCGACAUUGCGACCCGGGAGCUAGAGAAGGCCAGGAUGGCCGUGGCCAAUGUGUCUGUCACACAGCCAGAGUCCACGGGUGACCCCAAUAACAUGACGCUCCUGGCUGAGGAGGCCCGCCGGCUGGCAGAACGCCACAAGCAGGAAGCUGACAACAUUGUACGUGUGGCCCAGACUGCCAACGAGACAUCAGCAGAGGCCUAUGGGCUGCUCCGGAGGGCACUGGAAGGGGAGGACCAGACGGCGCUGGAGAUCCAGGAGCUGCAUCGGAAGUAUGAGCAGGCCAAAAAUAUCUCCCAGGACCUGGAGAAGCAGGCAGCCCGGGUACACGAAGAGGCCAAGAAGGCAGGGGACAAGGCCGUGGAGAUCUACGCCAGCGUAUCCCAGCUGGCACCUGUGGGCUCUGAGGCGCUGGAGAACGAGGCCAAUAAAAUCAAGAAAGAAGCCAAGGAUCUGGACCGCCUCGUUGACCAGAAGCUGAAGGACUAUGAGGACCUCCGGGACGACAUGCAGGGGAAGGAACUGGAAGUCAGGAACCUCCUGGAGAAGGGCAAGACAGAGCAGCAGACUGCCGACCAGCUGCUGGCAAGGGCUGAUGCAGCCAAAGCAUUGGCCGAGGAGGCCGCCAAGAAGGGGCGCAACACACUGCAGGAAGCCACAGACAUCCUCAAUAACCUGAGAGACUUUGACCAGCGGGUGAAUGACAAUAAGACGGCGGCUGAGGAGGCCCUGCGCAGAGUCCCGGCCAUCAACCGCACCAUUGCAGAGGCAGCUGAGAAGACGCGGGAAGCGCAGCUGGCACUGGGCAAUGCUGCUGCCGAUGCCUCAGAGGCCAAGGCCAAGGCACACGAGGCUGAGCGGAUUGCAAGCGCCGUCCAGCAGAAUGCCACCAGCACCAAGGCUGAAGCCGAGAGGACCUUCGCCGAGGUGACGGGCCUGGACAGCGAGGUGAACAACAUGCUCCAGCAACUCCAGGAGGCCGAGAAGGAGCUGAAGAGGAAGCAGGACGAUGCUGACCAGGACAUGAUGAUGGCGGGCAUGGCUUCCCAGGCUGCACAAGAAGCCGAGAUCAAUGCGCGGAAGGCCAAAAACUCUGUCACCAGCCUCCUCAAUGACAUCAACAAGCUCCUAGAACAGCUUGGCCAGCUGGACACUGUGGACCUGAACAAGCUGAAUGAGAUUGAGGGCUUCUUGAACCAGGCCAAGGGCGAGAUGCAGAGCAGCGAACUGGACCGGAAGGUGUCAGCUCUGGAGCGGGAGGCACGCAGCCAGGAAGCCGCCAUGCUGGAUUAUGAUCGCGACAUUGCGGCCAUCCGCAGGGAUGUGCGCAACCUUGAGGACAUCCGCAGGACGCUGCCCACCGGCUGCUUCAACACCCCGUCCAUCGAGAAGCCCUAGCUAUGCCCAAGUGCCUUCCACACAGCCAGCCCUGUUCUGACCACCCUGCUCCUCCACACACCCCUGUCCCAUUCCCCACCACUGUCCUUGAGACCAGAGGGGCAUUGGGACAGAGGUCCCAGCUGUCCCUCUACAUGUGAACCCACGGGGAAACUCGGGGUCCGCUGGCCACAGCUCCUCUGUCCCCCAAGUGGGGUCCAUCCAAGACCCCAAGCCUGUGCCCCACUUGCUGUCCUGGACACUGGUUUCCAAGUUCCUCUUGAUCACCCCCAGCCGACCCGAGUCCACCCCUGGACAUGUGGAGGUGUGAGUCCCAAGGCAGCUGUCGGACGAGAACCACCAGAGUCAGCAUCUUGGGGUUUGGGUUUUUCUCUUUUUUCUUUUUUCCAAGACUCUAUUCCCCGACCCCAGAGCUUAUUUUAGGGGUGUUUGGGGAACCCAGAACUGGGUCCUCACCAUCUCACAACUGAGGAAAUUUCUUCCGGCCACAGGACACCCUGUACACAGCCUCUCCCCAAGCCACUUUCUCCCCUGGGGUAUGGAAGAAGGAAGGUUGGCCUUUACUGCAUCUUUUGGCACCUCCUUCUAGAAGCCCCCAGGAUGCACUGUUGCCAAAUCCCAGUGCACCUGAUUCCCCAGCUCCUCAGCCCCAGCUACCUACUUCACCUCGUCCCUCCUUUUUUGAUACAAACCUCCAGCCCUUGCCUCAAGUUCUCUGGGGGGACCCUCUAUGCAGUGCCCUAUGGGUCCUCCAAAACCCCAGACAUGGUCCCUUCGCUCUCCCACUCCAUCCCCUGACCUAUAUCUAGCCUUUUAACACUAUGCAACUUUGUACUUUGCCUAGGGAGGGAAAGAAACUAUAUUAUCUGACACACUGGUGCUAUUCAUUGUUUCAAAUUUAUAUUUUUGUGUGAAAGUGCUUUUGUCCCAUGAGAGAGUAAAGAGCAGCUUAAAACAGAUUUGGCUGGUUCUGGAUAGACAGGCACAACCCACUGUCCAUUCCAGCCUCCCAUCACCAGCAUGUGCCUUCCCUACUCCCCACUCCAGGUCACACAACCCCAUGGCCCCCUGUGAGGUCCGAGGCCGGUACCACAGCAGGCAGGAAAGGACAGGCGGUGUUGACGAGGCCAUUGGUGGGUGCCCUAUGGAGGGUGGUGGGCUCCAGGGUUCCAGUGGCCCCUCAGGAAGACCCAGAAACAGUUUUGUCUGCUGUGUGCUGUGACUUUGCUUUGUUGUUCUGGUUCUGGGUAUGGCAGAGGGACCUACCUUGGCCCCACCGCACCCCUCCCUGGCCCUGUGGGGUCAUGUAAGAGAUUUUAAUUUUUAAAUCAAAGACCUAAGACAAGACCUGGUGAGCCUCCGCCACGAGUCACUCCUGUUGGGCAGUGACAUUCUGGGGUCCCCCCAAGUCCCCAUCUUCUCCUGGCACCUGCUCUGCUCUCAGGCAUGGACAAGCACAACACUCGGCAUUUUGUAUGUUACAGAACCAGUAUUUUAUUUAUAAUAAAAUCGGAAUAUUUGUAA